AAAGGUGGGCUCGUCCCACUGCACCCUCCAACCUAUCCCAGUCUGUACCCCAGAUCAAACCUGUCCAGCAAAAUGUCCUCAGGUCUCUCCAAGGCGCUCUAUGAUACCGACCCCUCGAAGGCACACAACCCCCUUGACAAGAAAGACGCUCAGACUCAUCCUAAUACCGUCGAUGCUGCCCAUCUCGAGCACAGGGCGAGGGAAAAGGCGGAGGAAGAGACCAAUAUGAAGAACCGGAAGCCGACUGAGCUGGCCCAAGAUCAUGGGAAUAAGCCCAGCCGCGGUGCGGAGAUCGACGAGGAACUCAGAAAGGAUGACGAGCUGAGGAUGAAGGAGAAGGGGAUCAUUCAGUAGAAGACACCGUAUGACUGUAUAGCGGCCCCAUCGGAGAGAUAAUCAACGCGGCAUCCGUAACCAAGCUCAUU
This is a messenger RNA of Dacryopinax primogenitus, 425 nucleotides long. RefSeq lists its product as uncharacterized. NCBI's taxonomy places the organism in Eukaryota, Fungi, Basidiomycota, Dacrymycetes, Dacrymycetales, Dacrymycetaceae. The record is from RefSeq and is a predicted model, not a curated record. The transcript has 2 exons. Bases 73 to 354 code for a protein of 93 amino acids.